CUAGCGUGUGUCAGUUAUGUCCAAAAAGUCAUUAUUUGAUGUUGAUUUCGCUCUGGCUGUUCUGUUUACAUUGUUGUUUCAAUUAAAAGUAGGAUUACUAAAGGUUAUAUUGGUGAUGACAUUCCUUUCUUUCAGAGCUAAACACCCUAUGAUAGCAUUAUUCCGUUUACAUCUAGCUACUAGGUAUGUCGGGUCCUGCGAGGAAGAUUGCGUAUCAACGCCACGAAUAUUCAGGCGCCCGUAAAUCGUCUAAACGUGUGAAAAGCGCUUUCAGACGAAUGUAUGGGGAGGACAACCGCGUGAAAAUUUGGCGUGCUGAAGAACUUAAGAAGAAAUUAAUGAAAGACCAAAUCAUCCCUGAUGAUUCUAUAGUUAUUCCUAGUACUAGCACAGUACGUCAAUACAGUAAUACUAGCACAAGGGACGUUGAUAGCCAAGCUUUGAUAGCGUUAGUAUUCGAACGAAAGCCUUUAUGGGACAAACAAAAUAUGUUUCAUAACAAUCGCAGUGUCAGCGAUAAAUACUGGAAGGAAAUAUGUACGGAACUGAAACAGGAUGAACAUAAAGUAAAAAAACGAUGGCGAUACCUACGUGAUUACUUUACGAGCGAACUAGGAAAAGUUGAAAGCGCCCUCUCCGGUGACCAAGGAAUAGAAAUAAUUCCAAAAUGGCCACAUUACACAUCAUUACUCUUUCUAAAGGACCAUGUGACGCCCCGCAGCCGUUUAAAGCCAAACGGAUCAUCGCCGUCAGAGAGUAUGGAUCAGGAAACUGAAAUAAUUGAGUCAGAAAGUCUUGAUCAUGAUUACUGCCCAUCACCUGUGCCAAGAAUCUUCGAAGAUAGCAGUUGUGUUGAGCAAUGUACUCCAGAAGUGUCUAAAGUCCCCGAAAUAGAUGUUGAACAUAGAAUAUUAAGUUAUUUACAAGAUAAAGAGAGAUCCCGUCAAAAUAGGACGGAUGCACAGAAAGAACAUGUGUUGUUUUUCAAAAGCUUGCUACCACAUGUUGAUAAAAUACCUAGGCAUAGGUUAUUGGCGUUUAGAAACCGCAUCCAAAGCGUUGUCGAAGAAUUUGCUUAUGAAUCUUUACAAAAUAAUGGGGACAUUGAAAUAAAAAUUAGUCGUCUAGACUAAUUUUUAUUUCAAUGUCUCUUGUAGAUUAUUUUAAAACAUUCGACACGUAUUUUUUAAUUUUCUUACGAAAACAAAUACUUUCGAAUAUAAUUAUAUCGAUUUGAAAUAUCGCGUGACGUAACUUCUAGGUACCUUUUAUACGUAGAAAUUAAGCGUAUUUGCUCCCACUCGUUAACUUUGAUUGGUUUUAUCUAAGUAUUGUUAUCUUAUAUGACAAAAUAAAGAAAUACGUGUCUAAUAUUUUUUCAUUACCUAACUGACGGACUAAAUAGAUUUUUAAUUUUCAUAUCCCGUCAUCAUUCCUAUUGCUAUUAUUACUAUAAAGAAGAAAUAAAACACAGAUUAUAAUCAAGUGGAGAUUUAUUAAAAAUAUAAUUAUGGAAA
This is a messenger RNA of Spodoptera frugiperda (fall armyworm), 1517 nucleotides long. RefSeq lists its product as uncharacterized. Gene Ontology annotation, cellular component: nucleus; transcription regulator complex. Gene Ontology annotation, molecular function: DNA binding. The coding region runs from base 186 to 1133 and encodes 315 amino acids. The transcript has 5 exons. Lineage: Eukaryota; Metazoa; Arthropoda; Insecta; Lepidoptera; Noctuidae. Gene Ontology annotation, biological process: regulation of transcription by RNA polymerase II. The record is from RefSeq and is a predicted model, not a curated record.